Messenger RNA from Metarhizium acridum CQMa 102, 939 nucleotides. RefSeq lists its product as uncharacterized. NCBI's taxonomy places the organism in Eukaryota, Fungi, Ascomycota, Sordariomycetes, Hypocreales, Clavicipitaceae. Gene Ontology annotation, molecular function: serine-type endopeptidase activity. Gene Ontology annotation, biological process: proteolysis. The record is from RefSeq and is a predicted model, not a curated record.
AUGGUGCGCAUUCCUGCUAUUGCACUAGCCGCCACGUGUUCUGCUACUUUGGCUGCAGCAGCAACUAUUGAUAAGAGGAUAGUAGGCGGAGAAGAUGUUGCGGAUGGUGAAAUCAAAUUCAUUGUCAGUCUUCGUAAUGAGAAUGGGACUCAUGUUUGCGGAGGCAGUCUGUUAGACGACCGUACAGUUCUCACGGCUGCUCAUUGCCUUGUCAGCGAAACAAUACAUAUUUCCUCUGUGACAGCUGGAACAGUGUCCACCAAGACAGGGGGAGUAAAUGUAGCAGUUGCAUCUGUCAAGAAGCACCCCAAUUACAAACCAGGCUCGCCCAAUGAAUGCCGAAAGGGCAUGCCGUUGUCUGAAUGUAGCGACCAGAAGGGCGCUCGGGAAGCAAAUGAUAUUGCCAUCCUAAAAUUAUCAACUCCGAUUGAGAAGAGCGACACCAUUGACUAUGCCAGGCUUCCUGCGGCCGACCGGGAUGUCGCGGGCAAUUCCGCCGCGAUAGUUGCUGGCUGGGGCUAUCAAACCCCUAUUGGUGUGCGUCCUCAAGAUGAUAAAGGGAGACAGUCUAUCCGUCCUGAAAAUCUUAGCAAGGUUGUCGUUGAUGUUCUCGCACGCGAGGACUGUAUCGCCAAGUACAAGUACCAGAAUAUAGGUGACAGAGAUACCAUAAUAUGCGCUGGUGGACAAGGCAAGAAUGCUUGCAGGAGGGAUAGCGGCGGUCCUCUUUUCGACCCGGAAACAAGGGAGUUGCUUGGUGUCGUGUCAUGGAGCAUCCAGGACAUAAGAGCACAAGAUUUGUGCAACAAGACUCCCACCGUGUAUACCAGAGUUAGCAGCUACACGGACUGGAUCAACGACAAUCUUGGCUCUAGGGCUAGCUCGUGUGGCACUGCAGCCGCCCUGAAACUGAACGGGCCCAGUGCUUCAACGCCUUAG